Messenger RNA from Dictyostelium discoideum AX4, 1545 nucleotides. RefSeq lists its product as hypothetical. Lineage: Eukaryota; Evosea; Eumycetozoa; Dictyosteliales; Dictyosteliaceae. The coding region runs from base 1 to 1545 and encodes 514 amino acids. The transcript has 2 exons. The record is from RefSeq and is a predicted model, not a curated record.
AUGAAAAAACUACAAAAAAGUUUAAAUCACAGAACUUCUGAUGAAGAUUAUUUAAAAUUAAUUUUUUUCAUUUUUUUACUUGGCCAUUUUUAUGAUCUAAGUGUAAAUGGAAUAGAAAUAGAAGAAAUGACUGAGGAUGAAUCAUUAUUAAAAAGUAAAAGUGGUGCUCUCCAAUGUAUCUUGGUUAAAGAUAAAAAGAAAAAGAGAAAACUAGACAAUUCAACUGGAAAUUGGAAACAAAAUGGUGAAGAGAAGCCAAUUAGAGAUUCCAUUACUAAAGAUCAAGGUAUUACUCAAAGUAAUAGUCCAUAUGUUAAUUUGUUCCAAGAAAUUACUGAAAAUUUCCAAGUUACUAAAAGAACUUUAACUUAUCAAGAUAAUAGUAAUAAUAAUACUAAUACCGGUAAUAUUUUCAAACUCUGGGAAUUUUCAAUCCAAUUGGCUCCAAAUAUUUUCAAUGCAAAUGAAAUUCUUUUACGUCACUAUUUAAAUGAUGAUCCAACCAUUACAACUUCAAUCAAAUAUGUAAUGCUACCUAUUAGUUCCAUAGUUGCAAUUCCUAAAUUUCCAAAUAGUACUUCCAUCGUUUAUCCACAUCAUAAAUCAAUUAACAUCAAUAGUUCAAAAGUCAUUUUUGAAUUAUUCUUAACUAUGAAUCAAUUAAAUCAAUCUUUUAAACCACGUUUUAUUUCUCAAAAAAUUGAUUUAAUACAAUCACAAAACUCAAAAAAAAAAAAAUUAAAUAACAAUAAUAAUAAUAAUAAUAAUAAUAAUAAUAAUAAUAAUAAUAAUAAUAAUAAUAAUAAUAAUAAUAAUAAUAAUAAUAGUAAUAAUAAUAAUAAUAAAAAUAAUAAUAAUAAUAAUAAAAAUAAUAAUAAUAAUAUUUUAAAUAAUAAUAACAUUUUAAAUAAUAAUAAUAAUAAUAAUAAUAAUAAUAUUUUAAAUAUUAAUAAUAAUAAUAAUAAUAAUAAUAAUAAUAAUAAUAAUAAUAAUAAUAUUGGUGAUAAUUUUAUAAUAGAUUCUAAACUCAAUUAUAAAGAUAAUAAUAAUAAUAUUAAUAAUAAUAAUAUUAAUAAUAAUAAUAAUAGUAAUAGUAAUAAAAAUAAUAAUAAUACUAUUAAUAAUUUUAAUAAUAAUAAUAAUAUUAUUAAUAAUAAUUUUAAUAAUAAUAAUAAUACUAUUAAUAAUUUUAAUAAUAAUAAUACACAACUUGGAGAUCCAGUUAAUAUUGUAUAUUCAUAUAAUCCAUGUUUAUCAAAUGUUACAAGUCCAAUUCAAAAUUAUCAAUGUAGUUCAUUGGCUUCCUCAAUUGAUAGUUCUCCAAAGUUUUUUAGCCUUUUUUCAAUUGAUGUUUUAAAAUCUUACACUGAAAAAAAGAGAUUAAAGUUAAAUUCAUCAUUUGAUGGUACUUUUAAUAUUGGCCAGAGUUCCUCAACUAGUUUAAAUAGUAGUAGAAAUACCUCACCAUUAGUUCCAAUGGAAAUUAUUGAUUGCAAUGAACAAUCAAAACCAAAUAUUAAUUUUUUACUUUGUGAUAAAAAUUAA